AACCUCGAGGGACGGUCUUCGAAGGAACCCUAAACCCUGGAAGACGUCUCGCUCGAUAGAAGCCAGCAAUCGAUCGAGGUCAUGGUGCAGUUCGUGGGCAAUUUGUAGUGUCAAUUCUCCUUCGGGGAUUUCGUCACGAUGGCGGAGGGGGUGAAGAAGAUUCGGAUUGACAAGAAACACGGGAAAGGGCCGAUCAAAAAAGGAGGUCGGGGCAAGGACAGAGCAGGAAAAGAUGGAAUUAAACAGCACAGUAAAUUCAAGCGGACCAAGAAGAUGGAAGAAACUGAGGAAAUUAAGGCACUAGAGGAAAGAAUUGCAGCAGGGGCACCGCAAUCUGGUACAAAUCCCCUUGCUAUUUCUCUUCCCGUAGAAAGUAAACCUGGGGUUAUCGACGUUUCUCAGCCCUAUGCUGGUGCGAAAGUCUUCGAGCAGCUCCCGUUGUCUCAAAAUACUAAGAAAGGGCUGAAGGAGAACAAGUAUAGUCAUAUGACCGCAAUUCAACGAGCUUCCAUUCCUCACUCUCUCUGUGGGAGGGACGUCUUAGGAGCUGCAAAGACGGGCUCAGGGAAGACUCUUGCGUUUUUAAUUCCGGUCAUUGAAAAGCUCUUUAGAUUACGCUGGAGUCGCGACGAUGGAGUGGGUGCCAUCAUCAUCUCUCCUACGAGAGAACUUGCUUAUCAGAUUUUUGACGAACUCAAGAAGAUUGGAAAAUAUCACAGUCUUAGUGGUGGUCUUCUUAUUGGUGGAAGAAAGGAUGUGGAAACAGAGAAGGAGCAUGUUGGAAGACUCAACAUUUUAGUAUGUACACCUGGAAGAUUGUUGCAGCAUAUGGAUGAGACCCCCGAUUUUGACUGCACUCAGCUGCAGGUUUUGGUCUUGGACGAGGCCGAUCGAAUUCUGGACAUGGGAUUUUCGGGUACUAUCAACGCAAUCGUCGCUCAGUUAAACAAAGAACGACAAACUCUUCUUUUUUCUGCCACCCAAACUAGAUCAGUUCAGGAUCUCGCACGUCUAAGUCUUCAAGAUCCAGAGUACUUGGCUGUACACGCGGAAUCAACUGCUGCAACACCCGCCCGGCUGCAACAGACUGUCAUGAUCGUGCCUUUGGAUGAGAAGAUGGAUAUGCUCUGGAGUUUUGUGAAGACUCAUCUCCACGCAAAAACCCUCGUCUUUCUUUCUAGUUGCAAGCAGGUCAAGUUCGUUAAUGAGGUGUUCAAGCGGUUGCGACCUGGUGUUCCAGUCAAGUGUCUUCAUGGCCGGAUGAAACAGACACAGAGAAUGUUGGUGUAUUCCAGCUUUUGUGAGACGAAGCAUUCCAUUAUGUUUUGCACCGAUGUUGCCGCCAGAGGACUGGACUUUCCAGCCGUGGAUUGGGUUGUUCAGAUGGAUUGUCCCGAGGAUGUCGCAUCCUACAUUCACCGUGUGGGCCGCACUGCUCGGUACACAGCGUCUGGACGCUCCUUGAUGUUUCUGACGCCAUCAGAGGAAGUUAUGCUUGAAGAUUUGAAGGCUGCCAAGAUACCGAUCAAGACUAUCAAGCCCAACAAGGACAAGGUGCAAUCAGUGACCGGAACUAUAGCAAGUCUUCUGUCUAAGAAUACAGAGCUCAAGUAUCUAGGACAGCGUGCUUUCGUCACGUAUCUGCGAUCUGUUCAUCUCCAGAAGAAUAAAGCAGUCUUCGACGUGACGAAGCUUCCAAUCGAGGAAUACGCAGUGUCACUAGGUUUACCUACCACUCCUAGAGUUCGUUUCAUGAAAACGGCGAGUAACAAGAACCGAGUUCUAAAGAAGAAUGACAGUGACCACAGUGAAGAUGAGGGAUCAGGUGAUGAGAAAGAUGAGGAAGAAGAGGAAGGGGAAGAUGAGGACGAGAAAGAGGAUGAUCCCACACCAGAAGAAAACGCGAUGGAGAUGGCUGAUCUUGACCUCAAGCCAAAGGCGGUCAAGGAGAAGAAAUCAAAACUCGAUCGUUUGUUUAAUCGGAAGAAUAUUGACGUGCUUUCUAGUGCCCAUGAAAAGAUGCGAUCUAGAAACGUGCAAGACGAAGAAGACGAAGAAUUUAUGAGCAAGAAGAGACCGAGGGCUGACAACGAAGAAGAAGCUGACCCGACGGUUUCUGUUCUUAUUAAGAACUCCGGUGUCAAGGUAUUGAAGAAGAAAAAGCUGAAGAUCGAUGCUGGAAAAGCAGGGAGCCAGCGGAUGGUCUUUGACGACGAAGGAAAUGCCCUGCCUCCUCUUGCUGCCUUGGCUAGAAAGGAUGAUGAGGCAUCAAAUGCAGCUGGUAUCACAGAUGAAGUAGCCCAAGCUGCAGGAGAACACUUCCAAAGAAUCAAGGAGGAAAUGAGGAAGAGGGACAAAGAAGACAGGUUGAUGGAGAAACAGCGACUGAGAGAGAAGAGAUUCAAGACGAAGAUGAAGCUGAAGGCCGCGUCUGAGGACGCUAAAGAAGACGCAGGUGUUCAACUUGGGAACGGUUCUGACAGUGAAGACGAGGACGAGUCGAUGGACGAGCGGCCAAGGAAAAGGAAUGGUGGAAGCAGCGAUCUUGAUGUAUCAGACUAUGAGGGUCCUCUUGGUGGCAGUGAUUCAGACUUCGAUCCUGAAGAGAAACAGCCUGAGAAAAAGAAGAAGCCUUUCGCAAAGCUGACCAUUUCCGAGCAAGAAGACCUAGCUCUGAAGCUAUUGAAGUCCAGAAGCAGCACGUUCUGAGAUGACUAUUUUUAUCACAGUUCCUCGAGAUUCUCUUGAAUCAAUGUACCAUAAAAUUUUGUCCGAGGGACUUGAUCAUCAUCUGAGAAAUACUCCACGCAUAGUAACCUGUCAGAGGAAGUCUAGCUGCAACGUUUGUGCAGCAUAAGCAGUGGGGCUUUGUGAUCACUCUGCUAUCCGCAGCACAGUUCGUCAUACAGUUUUGGCAGUUUUUGAGGGGAGUUGUUUCUUACGGAGUCGAGAACAGUUUUUUGCCCACACCGAUAGGUUGAAAUACGUAUGGAGGUGUAGAGCAUUGAGUAAUUCUUUUGAUCGGAUUGCAGAUGUAUUUUCUGCGUGUAGAACAUCCGGUCCCUAUACAUAGUAUAAGAACAUUCAGAUUUUAUGAGAGCACUGAUUUUUUCUUCGUGUAUUACCUUCUGACCAACACGUCCGGCGAAAUGAAUCGUAUAUGGAAGUAAAUUUGAUGAGAAAAUGUUCACGUUGGUGCUGACUUCAUUACC
Molecule: messenger RNA, 3212 nt
Organism: Marchantia polymorpha subsp. ruderalis
Lineage: Eukaryota; Viridiplantae; Streptophyta; Marchantiopsida; Marchantiales; Marchantiaceae
Source: the annotation of a GenBank genome assembly